AGUCUCGCACCGCCAACCUCCCUCUCUCUCUCACAGACAGACACUCACUCAGUCAGUCACCCACCGGGGCCACGGCCGGUCGGCCAGGUGCAUCCUGUGUGCGGCUCCCUGCCCCUCCAGCGCCUGACACUCACACACACCAGACACUUUUUUUUUAAAAAAACAAAAACAUAUUUAUUUGUUGCUGGCGAGUGUGCCGCCACAAAACACACACACGCACAGAGAAGAAAAGCAUUUUUUAAAAAAAAAAGAAAAGAGGAGAAUGUGAAGAGAAAAUGGUUUGAAAAAAAAAGGAGUUGUGGGGAGGAAGGAAAAUGCCCAGGAGAAAGCAGGAGCAGCCGAAGCGCCUACCUUAUUCGCAUGGAAAUGAAGAUGAAGCAGGAGGAGAACUGGGUGAAGAGGAAAAUUGGUUUGGAAAUGCCUCUGAUACUCCUUCUGAAAUCUCCUAUUUAGAUGUGCAAGAACACCUUAAUGUGUCACCUGGAAAUAAACUACAAGAAGAGGAAACGUCUCCAGAAAGCUCCUUGGGAAGCACAACUCCCAUAAGGAACUCCUUGGAGCUGCUAAUUUCUGAAAAUGAACAGUUCAAAGACACUUUAGACAAACAGGAUGCGUUGUCACCUGUUCCAUCACCGCUGUUGCACGAAAUGGGAUCCCAUAUAUUACAUAAACCUAUGAGUAGCAACUUGAGACGUCUGCUGGAGGCUGGGUCAAUCAGUGCCAAGCCUGAUUUGGGAGCUACAGAAAAAGAUGAUUCUGCAGUUGCACUUGGUUCAGCUUUGCCUGUGCCCCCAUCAUCCACUCAUGCACUACAACUAAGUGCUCUUGCCAGGAAGUUAGCUGCUAAGCAGGAGCAAAGUAAUAACUUUAGUCCAAGUAACAAUUUUAUGUGGAAUCAGGAUAUUUGGUUGCAAAAUUCAUCAUCUUGUAGUUUAUCACCAGCUUCAGCUACACAGAAACUUAAGGCUGCUGCAAAUGCUGUUCGUCUGGACAAAAGUCUUUCAAGGGAAGAGGAGCCAGUGAGAUUUAGUCCAUACUCAUCGCCUUAUAACCCCAUAGAAAAGCAGUCUGCUAGUUCUGCAUUGGCUGCUCUCUCAAAGAAAGUCAGUGAAAGAAGCCUGUCUUCUGCACAUGAUCAUAAGCGUCCAGGAAGCACUUUCCUUUCUCUGGCCUCAAUGACCUCAUCAGCUGCACUACUGAAAGAAGUUGCAGCAAGGGCUGCUGGGAAUAUGUUGGUUGAGCGAAAAGGUCAACUGAUCCCAGGAGACACCUUACAGUCUUUGGAAGUGAAACAAGAAAAGCUGAUUCCAUCAGUUCCUGUAGAGAUGUUGAUGCCAACAGCCAAACAGAAGACAUUGAAGUCAACCAAUAAAGUUUCCGAGGAAGAGGGAGGAAAAUCCUUCCAAUGUCCUAUUUGUGGUUUGGUUAUAAAACGUAAAAGUUACUGGAAACGUCAUAUGGUGAUUCACACGGGGCUAAAAAGUCACCAGUGUCCACUCUGUCCAUUCCGCUGUGCACGCAAGGAUAAUCUGAAAUCACACAUGAAGCAGGUUCAUCAGCACCAGGACAGAGGUGAAACCUUCCACUGUGAGCUUUGCCCUUUCACCUCGUCUCGUCAUUUCAGUUUAAAACUUCACAUGCGCUGUCAUCAGCACUUUCCCAGAACAGAGGUGAAGGUCAAAGAAGAGAUUACUGAAUCUGAGGUCACAAGGACACUUUCUAAUGAGACUGCUGAUAAGAAAAAGGGAACAGAAUUACUUGAGAAUACAUUAAAAAUUCAGGACCAUCUUUUCUAUGAAACAAAAGCCGAAAACUACAAGGUAUCUGCUAUUCCAUUGAAAUCAGUUAAAGAGGAACCCAGUGAUGUGAAUGUCAUCAGUGUGUCAUUAACAGAUAGUCAUGUGUUUGGCAAAAGACCAGAGGGAAUACAGCAGUGUGCAGCAAAUCCAUCAGAACCCUCUGACCUUGCAGCCAAUCAAGAUGGCUUUCCCCUGAGUCAAGACAUUUCUGCGACAGACUUUCUUCUGAAGUUAUCAGCUGCAAACCAAAGGGGGUCUUUAACUCCAAAGAUUAAAGCUAAAGAUGAGCAUAAAGAGAAGUUACCGCCUGAUCCUAUUCUUUCACCGCAGUCUGGUUAUAUAUUUGGUAACAAGUCACCAGUGACACAGGAACCUCCUGAGAAAUCAAAGAAGAUGUCUGAAAUCACUACUGCUUCAGAACUGUUCAACCAGGAUAUGUCUUGUAAAGUAGCAUCGGAGCUACUGUUUAAACUGUCAGCUGAAAAUAAAAAGCAAUUAGGAACACAGAUCGUUACAAUUAAAGAGGAGCCAAUGGAUCUAAAAAUACCUGAACUUCCAGUCUCACCAUUUCCGAGUCGAGUCUUCAAUUACGAGGCAGUGAAGAGUGAAAGUUCCCAGAAUUCGCCUGAAGUUAUACCCCUCACAGAAAUUAAGCUUUUCACUCAAGAUAUUUCUGUAAAAAUGGCAUCAGAGCUUCUUUAUCAACUCUCAGCAAAAGUAAGCAAAGCACAAGAACAAGGAAAAGACUCAUCAGAGUUGGGUAGUAACAACUGUUCUGUUUCUGAAGAUGUCUUUAGACAAUCACCGCUUACUUCAAAAUUGAGAGAUCCUUUAUCUGACCUCCAUGUGGGACCAGCAUCACAUGAAGCAGGAAAAUUAACUGUCGAGUCAGGGACUAUAACCCCACCGUGGAAAUUUUGUGAGCAGCUUUUUCCCUGUAAAAUUUGUGGGAAGGUUUUUGGCCGGCAGCAGACACUGUCUCGACACCUUUCUUUGCACACAGAAGAACGAAGAUACAAGUGUCAUCUGUGUCCCUAUGCUGCCAAGUGUCGAGCAAACUUGAACCAGCAUUUGACAAUCCAUUCGGUGAAGUUAGUGAGUGGUGAUUCUGAGGACAUUGCUACUGCUGUAACCUCCAAGAGUGGUGAUUGCAAGAAGAGUCUAUAUUACUAUAGCUGCCAUGUUUGUGGAUUUGAGACAGAGGUAAACCUGCAGUUUGUCAGCCACAUGUCAUUGCAUGUAGAUAAGGAGCAAUGGAUGUUUUCAUUGUGCUGUGGCACAUGUAACUUUUCUUGCAUGGACGAAACUGAAAUGAAAACACAUGUGGAUGCAGCACAUGCAGGUGAGAAAGUUUCAGUGCCCUCUUGUCUUAGUCCCACCAGUGAAUCAAAGGCAGCUCCAACUUUUUUCUCAUCAUCGUCGUCGUCCUCAUUAUCUUCAUCUUCAGCACUUUGUGAUUCUGUUACUGAAUCUGAAACCCUAAAUUCUGACUUCACCAAAGAAGAGCAAAUCACUUCCUUCAACUCUCCAAUAGCAUUCGGUGGAUCAUCUACAUCAGCUGCUGAAGAGAAAUCUGAGAAAGGUUUUGAGUGCAUCUUCUGUAACUUUGUGUGUAAAACAAAGAUGAUGUAUGACCGACAUCUACAGAUCCACCUCAUCACCAGGAUGUAUGAGUGUGACAUCUGUCACAAAUUUUUGAAAACGCCAGAACAACUUGUGGAGCACAAAAAAUGCCAUAACGUAUCCACUGGAGGACUCAAGUGCCCAUUCUGUAUUUAUGCCACAAACCGUCCUUCAGCCAUAGAAUGCCAUUUAAGGACACACUACAAAAUGGAAUUCAAGUGUCGGAUCUGUCAAGUGGUGAAAAUGAAUCAACUAGAACUAGAGAUGCAUAUUCGUGAACAUCGCCUUGGCAACCACUACAAGUGUGAUCAGUGUGGCUAUCUCUCCAAGACAGCCAAUAAGUUGAUAGAGCACAUUCGCGUUCACACAGGGGAGCGUCCUUUCCAUUGUGACCAGUGCAGUUACAGCUGCAAACGCAAAGACAAUCUAAACCUACACAAAAAGCUGAAACAUUCUCCUCGACAGACUCUGUGCUGUGACGAAUGCUUCUUCACAACCACACAUCCAUUUGUCUUCAGUCGCCAUGUGAAGAAACAUCAGAAUGGUGAAUAUCUGGAAGAGGAAAAGAAAGGGAGGAUGCAGUUGGUGACUUUGAAAGAAAGAAACGCUGUCUUAAACAGCAGAAAUUCUAGAAACAUUCUUUCACCACUAUCAGUUAUGUCAGCAUCACAGGCUUUGCAGACUGUUGCACUGUCGGUGACUGGCAACAAUGGAAUUUCAACUGGGUCAGCACUUGGUUUAUUUGGCUUGAAUGGUAUUUCCGCACAUCUCAGUAAAUACAGGAACUGUGAUCUCUCACACCUUAUUCCACUGACUACACUUUUUCCACAAAAUAAAUGUGAAGCUACAUUCCAUUUGUCUCAGCAGCAAACUGCACCCCCAGGUACUGUUUCUCCCAAACACUCGUUCUUGGCCUACCUUGGCCUAACUGAACAGGCGACUACAGUUUCUGUGUCAGUCGCAGAUUGAAUAGUGAUUAUUGCUGCAAUACAAUAUUUUUCAAAAAUGUUUAUUAUUGUAGAAGAGUAGAAUGUGUAGAAGUGGCUGUAAAUGCUUCUUGUAUUCAUAUAAGUGCUGCUUGAAUUAUAUAUAAAGUACUUAAAUGUCCAUAAUUGAAUGGAAACCCAAUGGAAAGAGGUAGUUGAACUCUGGGCUGAAACAAAUGCCCAGGCUAAAAAAAAAUAUGUGAUGAGGCAGAAUUUUGCACAAUGCUUAGUCUUGCACAUUUUUGUGUUUCUUAAAGUAGUAUCAUUUUCUGCAUAGUGUUACUAAUUUCAAAGCAGCAGUAUGUUGACUAAAUCUGAUCAAGAUGUUAGUGAUCAGUCACAUUUAUUUUGGCACCAACCAUUAGCACUUUGAAAGAUGCAUGACAUUGCUGACAUUUGUUUUCAGCAUUUAUCAUCUCUAAGCUUUAGGCUGGCACAUUGAUGUUUUUGCAUUCAAUGCAGUAUAAAUGAUCUCUGCACUAUAUUUGGAGUUCAUCUUCAGCCAUAUAAUUGUGUUCCAGUGUUUUUUUUUGAGAAUGCAACAUUGUUUUCAGUAUUUUGAGCUUCUUGUAGAUGCUGUGCAUGCGUGAGUGUACAAAUAUAUAUUAUAAUAUAUAUUUAUAAAUAUUGUGUGUAUAUAUAUUAUCAUAUAUAUUUAUAUGUUUUGCUUUGAUUUAGCUUUGCAUUUAAAAGAAAGGCUGUUUGUGACAGUAAUUGGCACUUAGACUUUAUUGCUAUCUUUCACAUUCGGUUACAUUACCAAUGCCUAGUGUAACUUGCAGUAUGUUCAAAAUAAAUCUGCAUUAUUUUG
Hemiscyllium ocellatum (epaulette shark) is the source of this 5219-nucleotide messenger RNA. It is a transcript of the gene znf827, whose product is annotated as zinc finger protein 827. The record is from RefSeq and is a predicted model, not a curated record. Bases 315 to 4391 code for a protein of 1358 amino acids. Gene Ontology annotation, biological process: regulation of transcription by RNA polymerase II. Lineage: Eukaryota; Metazoa; Chordata; Chondrichthyes; Orectolobiformes; Hemiscylliidae. Gene Ontology annotation, cellular component: nucleus. Gene Ontology annotation, molecular function: DNA-binding transcription factor activity, RNA polymerase II-specific; RNA polymerase II transcription regulatory region sequence-specific DNA binding. The transcript is spliced from 14 exons.